Messenger RNA from Fusarium venenatum, 1863 nucleotides. RefSeq lists its product as uncharacterized. Gene Ontology annotation, biological process: SNARE complex assembly. The record is from RefSeq and is a predicted model, not a curated record. Gene Ontology annotation, cellular component: phosphatidylinositol 3-kinase complex, class III, type II; lytic vacuole; endosome. Gene Ontology annotation, molecular function: SNARE binding. NCBI's taxonomy places the organism in Eukaryota, Fungi, Ascomycota, Sordariomycetes, Hypocreales, Nectriaceae.
AUGUCUUCUCUCGCCGAACCUCGUCGCCCGCGUCUUCUCGCCCAGAAUCGCAAGCUUCGUCACCUUCGCGGAAUAUGGCUGCGCAAUUUGUCCUUUGCGCCCACGAGUCUUCGAACUGCAGACGACGCUGACCUAGCCACGAAAUUACCCGUUCUUAGGGAAACGAGUCAAUUACAUCCGUCGCGAUCGUCGGAGAGCUUGAGGAAGGAUAGCGUGCGACAUGAUGCUUUGCGACCUCAACAGAAACGUAGGACGAGCUUGAGUUUGGCGCAUGUCAAUCCUAUUGCAAGACAAAAGAAUUUGGAGUCGCUGUUUGAAGGGUCUGUUGGGGAUGUUUUUUAUUCGUUGCAUGUGAAUGGCGAUGCUGAGCCUGUUUAUAUCAGCGAGGUGCACGAACGAGCGACGAGUUUCAACUUUAAAUUCUUCAGCUUGGAAGACUGCGCAGCGGCCAUUUUAAGAUGCGAUUCCUUGAUAAUUCGAGUCUGGGCAAGACGACCGAAAUCCGAGACAUGGACCUUUCUCCUCGACGAGUCAAUCGAUCUGCGCCGACUCAACUUUAUAGGCACUCUUAUGGAUCGAAACUUUCCUCCAAACGCAUUAAUAUUUCACCUCGAAGACGGUGUUUACUCGUUCGACUUUCCCAAUAAGAUAUCGGAACCGAAACAAGCACCGACAGUAGCGACGUCGUCAUAUACCGCGCUUAUGAAGUUGGCCAACUUGGAGAGCUCUAUAGAAGAUGCGAUGGAGACGCAAAAUCGACUUAUGGAAGAGAUAAAUAAUAUGCUUGAUGAUUCACCGGUCGAUAAGUCAGAAACGGCGCAAGAAGCUGUUUCUGUCGCAGAAAAGUAUGUGGCCGCGCAACAACGCUCCAACAACUUGGCACAAAAGAAACGGGAUGAUCUACGGGAAUCGAUAAGGGCCCGACGCGAAGCUAUCGCUAAAGGAAGAGAGCUUGAAGCUCAAGCGGAAACGGAUAUGGCCAAUAAUCGAGAGAAGUUGACCGCUUCGGAAGAGCUUCUCGAAGAAACGCAGCAACAAAUCCGAGGGCAGCGAAGGCGCAUUUGUUCUGACCUUGCAGAUAUAUUCCCCAUUACGCCAAUCCCUAAUGCGCCACCACUUUCUUUCCAAAUAUGCAACAUACCACUUCCGAACUCGACAUAUGAUGCUUCGACUGCAAAACACAUCUCCGAGGAUGUUUUAUCGGCUGGGCUGGGACUCGUUGCGUUGGUCACGAAACAUUUACAGUUCUACCUUGCGCAUCCUUUACCAUACCCGCUGGACUGGUUCGGCUCUCGAUCAUACGCACGCGACGAUAUUUCCCAACUAUCAGAAAAGACUGUUUCACGAAGGGAGUUUCCUCUCUAUUUACCUCGCGGAGGCUCCACCGCCGGACAAUGGCGUUUUGAGUAUGCGUGGUUUCUACUAAACAAAGACAUCGAAGCUCUCUGCUCAUCUCAAGGUCUACGCGUGGUAGACAUCAGGCACUCCCUUCCAAACCUCAAAUAUUUGCUCUACGUCUGUAGUGCUGGAAGCGAUCAAGUACCAGAGCGCAAAAAAGGCGGCGUUCGCGGAUUAUGGGCUGGUAGACUCAAAGGGAGAAUGUCAACCAUGUCGGCGCAAUUGGACGGCGAUAACAGCAGCUUGAAUGAGAGUCGCAGGGAUAGUACGGACAGCGAGAUGAACCAUCAUGGUGAUGUGCUAAGAGAUGCGCUUCUCAAGAGUAAUGGGCAUAACAAGAUUGUUGGGCAUGAUAAUGAUGCGCACUUGGAGAGUCUAGAUGACUUGCUUUCAUUACCGUUUGGAGAGGGUGAUACAAAGUUCACAUUGAGGACUAAGGGUCUGAGAGAGAAUGUUUCGAGAUGA